Messenger RNA from Cuscuta campestris, 1068 nucleotides. The record is from the annotation of a GenBank genome assembly. NCBI's taxonomy places the organism in Eukaryota, Viridiplantae, Streptophyta, Magnoliopsida, Solanales, Convolvulaceae.
AUUCUCUAUUCACCCAUUCAAAGUCCUCUUCCUUAAGACAUACGGGAUCAUGCCCGGGUAGCUGGCCCCAAAUGGUCACCGUAUGUUGAGCAGUUUUGUCAAUGUCUAUCGGUUCCUUCGUAUCCCUCUCUCCCUCCGUCUCUUCGAUCAUAUGUUCGAUGUCCAGCCCGAGUCCAAGGAAACACUUGGAUUCGUGGUUGUGUCUUCUCACCAAGGCCGGGCAUUUCUCUGUGGCCUUCCUCCUAACAAGAAGUGGAAAGACAAAUAUGUGUCUAUCAAAUUUCCCCCGGCUGCCUUCCCUUUUGCCCAAAAUGUCUGGGGGAAGAAAAUGAAACGCCAGGUCAAACCCGUGGAGACCGACGACCUGGUAGCUUGGGAAGCCACCCUCCGGGCCGGGGACGCCUCCACCCGCAACCUUUACAAUGUUGGGAAGUGGAGCAUCUAUCCCGGCCAGGAGACUAAUCCUGAGCCAGAGAUUGUCCUGACCGGGGCGAUCCCCGACGCCAUCCCCAUUUGCCGGGUGCGAGGGUCCAAAGCCCCGACCACCGCCACCGCCGGUCCUUCACGCCUGGGGAAGAAGAAGAAGGAGAAAGUGGUGAAGUUCCAAUCCAAGUUCGCCACUCCCAAGAUUGUCACUGAGGAGCCCCCAUCUACCCAGCCCCUCAGCCACCCAUCCAGCCAACCAUUCUCGCUGGAAGAGCAUCCGGCCCAAUCUCACCAAGGGACCAGCCAACCCAUCCACUUCGGGGAAAUCUACAUAAAUGUAGAUACCCUGGAGUUCGCUAAUAUGCUGGCGGAAACCGGCCAUACCUUAGAGGCCGGUCAAGGUGGCCAGCAAAUUGAGGGGGGCGGGAUGAGGAAGAGGCUACUGAAGAGUCUCUUCAAAGGAAAAGACGAAGGGCUGAGGUCGUUAACCAGUCGGCCAAGUGCGUGGCCCAGUCCUCCGAUGCCGGCCAGGCACCCGGCGAGCCCCGACCAUUCGCUCUGAUGGUCCGAUCUCAUGAAGAGCUCUUCCAAGCCUUCCAAUCAGAUCUGCAAGAGGUAAAUCCCGUGCUCUUUUUGUCUAUA